AAUUCCUGGUGGGUUGUCAAACUUCCGUUUGUUUACAUUUUUCCUCGAACCGAAUUCUCGGCGUGCAGAAGUGAAAACUCUGGUGAAAAACUGCUGAUAUUUUUCACACCAACUCGCUCGUGAGAUAGUUUUCAGCGAAAAAGGCGCGCUUGCAGGCUAAAAGAAUAAAAACAACCCUCCAAAAACAAUUUUCCACGGUGAUUAUGAGCGCGCGGUCGGAAACAGUGUGCAGCAAGGAAAACGCACCGCGUAGCAUGAGCCGCUAGGAUGUGUUAUGUCGUGAUCGCGAAGUUCAUCCGUCGGCGAUUGGUUCUUGCGAUUAUUUUUCUACUCUCCCUGUCCUACUGUAUGGUGCACCUGAUACGAAGGAACAACAAUCUAGGUUUAAAUGAAGAUUAUCUGCAGACGCAGCUGCUGCGUAAAAACAUUAUCUGGACCAAAGCAAGACACUAUUCGGGACGUGCACAGGUACCGGCACCGGGUGCGGAUCCGGCACUGAUUGGGGCCGGCGGUGCCAACGAAACCGACGAGCAGCUGGAACCGCUCACCUGCCGGAACUCGAUCCAGGGCAAAUCGCUCAUCGUGGACGAUCGGGGGUACGUGUGUUCGCGGGCCGAGCUGCAAAAGAACGGAUGCUGUAGCGAGACGGACUCGCGGGGGAAUGCGAUCGAGGGUGGGAAACUGUUUCCCUGCCGUACCUGUUUGCCGAACCGGUGCUGUGCCGUGUACGAGUACUGUGUAUCAUGCUGCUUGAACCCGGACAAGCGCCCAAUCCUGGAGGAAGUGUUAGCCAAAGCAAACGGUAGACAGGUGGCACUGUACGCCGAAGUGACCGAUCAGUUCGAGCUCUGCCUGACCAAGUGUCGCACCAACUCGCAAUCGGUACAGAACGAAAACAAAUACCGAAAUCCGGAACAGAAGCACUGUUACGGCGAGAUGAGCGAAGGACUGUGGCCAUCCGGCAGCGGAAAGGACACCCAAAAGAUGCUACCGGAUGAUGCGUGAAGGGUAUCUCCGGAGGUUGUUGGUAAGAUAGUUUAGAAAGGCUACAGUCCGCAGUCAGUCAGAAACGGAAUUACGGCACACAUACACGUAUAUGAAAGGUCAAUUUUACAUUACACCUGGCUGGCUCUUGAUGUGGUCCCUUCCUUUUACCGGUAUGGCGUAAAGCGCCAAGUGGAAGAAGAAAACGUAACUCUACUACCUAUAAUAAAGACAACACGUAUUUGUUAGAAAUAAUAAUAGGCAAAAAGAAACAGAAAA
Anopheles stephensi (Asian malaria mosquito) is the source of this 1263-nucleotide messenger RNA. RefSeq names its product SREBP regulating gene protein. Bases 268 to 1005 code for a protein of 245 amino acids. The transcript is spliced from 3 exons. Gene Ontology annotation, biological process: positive regulation of SREBP signaling pathway. NCBI's taxonomy places the organism in Eukaryota, Metazoa, Arthropoda, Insecta, Diptera, Culicidae. The record is from RefSeq and is a predicted model, not a curated record.